GGAGGAGGAGGGGGGGAGGGGAAAGCCGGCGCGCAUGCGCAGCCGGUGAUGCCCUGGGAAAAGCGGACGGGUUCAGUCAGCGGGGCGCGGAGGUGAUCUUACCGCCGUUCUUCAGAUAACCAGGAUGCAUUUCCAGUGGGACUGGCUGUGCUUGGGUGCCCUGAUAAUCAGCUCAGUGACUGCAGAAAUUGAAAACGAAGAAACUCUGGAUGCAGAUGUUGAAGUGGAGGAUUUUGACAAGCAGUCUCAAGAAGCUGAUGUUGACAGAGAUAAAUCUUCCUUAGAGGUUGUGUACCAGACUCCAAAGCCAACUGGGGAAGUUUAUUUUACAGAAACCUUUGAUGGAGUAUUGGCUGGGUGGGUGUUGUCUAAAACCAAGAAAGAAGACACGGAUGAUAACAUUGCUAAAUAUGAUGGAAGAUGGGAAGUAGAAGAGCUGAAAGAAAACACAGUGCCUGGAGACAGAGGAUUAGUGUUAAAAUCGGUGGCAAAGCAUCAUGCGAUAUCAGCUAUGCUAACAAAAGCAUUUAUUUUUGAUAAUAAACCUUUGAUUGUUCAAUAUGAAGUGAAUUUUCAAGAAGGCAUUGACUGUGGUGGUGCAUAUAUUAAACUUCUCUCCAGUAGUGAUGACUUGAAUCUGGAAUACUUUUUUGACAAAACACCUUAUACUAUUAUGUUUGGACCAGAUAAAUGUGGAGAAGAUUACAAACUACACUUUAUCUUCAGACAUAAGAAUCCUAAAACUGGAGAAUAUGAUGAAAAACAUGCAAAACGUCCUGACGUAGACCUAAAAAAAUUCUAUUUGGACAAGAAGACGCAUCUAUAUACUCUUGUGCUAAAACCAGACGAUACAUUUGAAAUGUUAAUUGACCAAUCGGUCGUCAGUAAAGGAAGUCUUCUUGAGGAUAUGGUUCCUCCAGUAAACCCUCCCAAAGAAAUACAGGAUCCUAGUGAUAAGAAGCCUGAUGAUUGGGAUGAGAGACCAAAAAUACCUGAUCCAAAUGCUGUCAAACCAGAUGACUGGGAUGAGGAUGAGCCUUCCAAAAUAGAAGAUUCUGAUGCUGUUAAGCCUGAGGGAUGGCUUGAUGAUGAACCACAGUAUAUUCCAGACCCUAAUGCAAAAAAACCAAAGGACUGGGAUGAAGAAAUGGAUGGGGAGUGGGAAGCCCCUCAGAUCCCUAAUCCAAAGUGUGAGACUGCACCUGGUUGUGGACACUGGGUGCGUCCCAUGAAGAAUAAUCCAAACUAUAAAGGAAAGUGGAAAGCACCUAUGAUAGAUAAUCCUAACUAUCAGGGAAUCUGGAGCCCUCGGAAAAUACCUAACCCAGACUAUUUUGAAGAUCUUCACCCGUUUGAGAUGACCACUGUCAGUGCUGUUGGUUUAGAACUCUGGUCCAUGACAUCUGAUAUCUACUUCGAUAACUUCAUUAUAUGUUCAGAAAAAGAAGUAGCAGAUCGUUGGGCAGCAGAUGGCUGGGGCUUGAAGAAACUGGUAGCAAGUGCUAAUGAGCCCGGUAUGUUCAGUCAACUGGUAACUGCUGCAGAAGACCAUCCAUGGCUCUGGGUUCUUUACAUCUUGACUUUAGCUCUCCCUGUUGGUCUAGGUGUGUUGUUCUGCUGGCCAGCAAAGAAAACAGAUGAAGAUAUUGACUUCAAAAAACCUGAUAUAUCUAAGCCAAUUACAAAGGGAGAACUAAAACAAGAGAGAGAGGAGUUAGAAGAUGAUGAAAUAGAAUUAGAAGUAAAAGAAAAUGAAGAUACUGCUGAAGAUGAGAGAAGAGAAAUGGAGGAGACAAAAAGAGAGCUUAUAAAGGAUACGAAGAAGAUGGGAAGGGAGGCUCCUCCUUCAGAAGAUGAAGGUGAAGGUGGUGAAGAUAUUGAUGAAGAAGAAAACGAAGUUGCAGAUGGAAGUCAAGAAGGUGAUAUGUCAAAUAAAUCUGGUUCAGAAGAUGAGAUGAAAGAAGCUGAUGAAAGCACAGGUUUUGGAGAUGGUCCACUGAAAUCAGUGCGCAAAAGAAGAGUACGAAAGGACUGAGUUACUUCCAGCUAGUAUUUGUAGGUCUAGAUAAUAGUAACUUUUGGUAUGCCACUUCAGUGGGCCUGACCAUGCAAGUUCCCCGAGAUUUGAAGGAAAAAGGAGGACUCAUUGCUACUUAACCUCCUAUUUUAAUUCUCUAACCUCUUUUAACCUUCCCAAACUUCCUUGAUUCCCUUUUUUAAGGAGAAAUACUAUCUGUGAGGAGUUAGCUGAUGUUUCGAAUUCAGAAUAAAAGUGAAAUUACAAGUUGGCCAACUAAUUUUAAGGUGAAGGUUCUUAAGAUUUGAAGAUUUCUAGAAAUUAGUAUUAGUUGGAUAUAAACUUACUUUAAAUAUUUUUUAAAAACAUGAAUAAACUGUAAUAUUUUUGCAGCUCUAGCACAAAAUUAGCUGUUUAUACUUUUCAGCUAAAAGAGGAUGAUAGUAUAGAUGUAGCAUCUAUAGCAGUUCAUAUUGCUAUGAGAAAAGGGUUUUUUUCUGUGCAGAGCUAAAUGCAAUAAUUGUUUUUGUAUGAUGAUUUAGUGCUAGUGACAAUUUUUAUUGUAAAUUAUUUAUUUUAGUUGAUCUUGCUACAUGGGUGGUCACCUGUUCACUUUAGACAUUGGUUACAGUAAUUUAUUUUUAAGAGAUAUUUUAAAAUAGAAUACUCAUAGAACAAGUGGUAAUUGAUGUGACUUGUUUUACUUUUGAAUGCAGAUACCAAAUCUGCAGAAGUGAUAUACAGAUGAUUUUUUCAAACUUUUAUAGUUCUCAUGUUCCAAGCCAGAGUGGUAUAACCUCUGUUUGUAAAAUACUUGCUAAGUGUACAUUGCCUCCUAAAAAUAUUUAAUAAUUCUUGCUUAACAUGAAAUUUAUUAAUAUAGAUAAGAAUUUUUGAUGGAUUAAGUUUUUUACAGAUGUGAGUAACUGGGCAUUCUCAUAAUAUAGUUUAAAUAAACUGCAUAUUGUAAAAGAAACUUUGUUUUGUUAAAGUUCAGCUGUAUAUUAAAAUAAACAAUAAAACUGCA
Aquila chrysaetos chrysaetos is the source of this 3044-nucleotide messenger RNA. RefSeq names its product calmegin (gene CLGN). The transcript is spliced from 16 exons. Gene Ontology annotation, cellular component: endoplasmic reticulum; endoplasmic reticulum membrane. Bases 125 to 2035 code for a protein of 636 amino acids. Gene Ontology annotation, molecular function: calcium ion binding. Gene Ontology annotation, biological process: protein folding. The record is from RefSeq and is a predicted model, not a curated record. Lineage: Eukaryota; Metazoa; Chordata; Aves; Accipitriformes; Accipitridae.